CUUUGUUUGUUACUUCCCGGCUAACAGUUACUCGCGGAAUUAGUGAAUCAUAGGCGUGAUGCGUUACUUGGCUGCGUUUUUGCUCUGUCAGUUAGGUGGUAAGGAGAAACCUACUGAAAAUGAUAUCAAAACUGUCCUAAAUUCUGUUGGCAUUGAGCAUGAUUCUGAAAGACUCGAGAAACUGUUGUCUUCGUUGUCUGGCAAAGAUAUUCCACAACUAAUUGUUGAAGGAUCUACGAAGUUGUCCUCUAUACCAUCAUCCGGUGCUGUUGUCUCUUCUGCACCUGCUGCGGCAGCGUCAGCUAAAACUGAAGCCCCGCAGGCAGAUGUUAAGCCUGCGAAGGCUGAGGUUAAAGAAGAGUCCGAAUCAGAAGAAGAUAUGGGCUUUGGGCUAUUUGAUUAGUACAGUUAAAAAUAAAUGAAGUACGGUUCAG
Schistosoma spindalis is the source of this 434-nucleotide messenger RNA. Lineage: Eukaryota; Metazoa; Platyhelminthes; Trematoda; Strigeidida; Schistosomatidae. The record is from the annotation of a GenBank genome assembly.